AUGAGUGAUGAUUUGGGACGAAAUGAGAGUAUUGAUUCAUCUUUGUCUGAUGAUCGAUUUCCCGGUGAAUCGAUGUUUAAGAAAAUUACAGGAUACGUCGGAGACAAUCGAAAACAGAAUUUACGUCAGUAUUGGAUUCCCGAUAGUGCCGGUAAAGAAUGUUACGAUUGUGGCGAGAAAUUUACUCCAUUUCGUAGAAGACACCAUUGUACGUAUUCGCAAUUUCUUUAAGACCGAAUGUUACAGUCACACCAGUUUUACGGUUACACAUGAUUGCACAUUUUAAAAGAACAGGAAGCAAAAGUGGCUGACU
Molecule: messenger RNA, 313 nt
Organism: Didymodactylos carnosus
Lineage: Eukaryota; Metazoa; Rotifera; Eurotatoria; Philodinida; Philodinidae
Source: the annotation of a GenBank genome assembly